UAACAUAAGCGGAAGAGAGUCAAUCACGUCUCUUCAUUUCGUUCUUCAUCAUCUCUUCCCCAAUGGCCGGAUCAGCUCUACCUCUCCCACCACCACCGCCACUUUCGUUCCACUCUCCCCCGCCAAACCAAACCCGCCGCUCUUCCACCUUCGCCCCACCAACAAACCCAACUCCCCAAACACCUUCAAUCCGCUCCCGCCUCAGCAGAAUCUGCCAAGAAGGAAACCCACAGCUCGCACGCCAGCUGUUCGACGCAAUUCCCAAACCAACAACCGUCCUAUGGAACACCAUUAUCAUCGGCCUCAUCUGCAACAAUCUCCCGCACGAGGCUCUCCUUUUCUACUCCCGGAUGAGAAAGACCGCUCCUUUCACCAAAUGCGACCCUUACACUUACUCCUCCACGCUCAAGGCCUGCGCCGAGACCAAGAACCUGAAGGCUGGUAAAGCCGUGCAUUGCCAUUUGAUCCGGUGCUUGCAGAACUCGAGCAGGGUUGUUCAUAACUCUCUGUUGAAUAUGUACGUUUCUUGCUUGAACCACCCUCCUCCUGGAAGCGAGUACGAUGUGGUGCGUAAGGUUUUUGAUAGUAUGCGUAGGAAGAACGUUGUGGCGUGGAAUACGUUGGUUUCUUGGUAUGUGAAGACGGAGAGACACGCAGAGGCGUGUAGGCAGUUUGGGAUUAUGAUGAGGAUGGAGAUUAAACCGAGUCCGGUUAGCUUUGUGAAUGUCUUCCCCGCGGUGGCGAGUUCGAGAAGUGUUAAGAGAGCUAAAGUAUUUUAUGGUUUGAUGCUUAAGUUGGGAGAUGAGUAUGUGAAGGACUUGUUUGUUGUGAGCUCGGCUAUUUCUAUGUAUGCAGAGCUUAGCGAUAUUGAAGCGUCACGGAGAGUGUUUGAUUCUUGUGUAGAGAGGAACAUUGAGGUGUGGAAUACAAUGAUAGGAGUCUAUGUUCAGAACGAGUACCUGGUUGAGAGUAUAGAUCUUGUUCUUGAUGCAAUAGGAUCGAAAGAGAUUGUGUCUGACGAAGUAACGUUCCUCUUGGCAGCGAGUGCAGUUUCAGCGCUGCAGCAAGUGGAGUUAGGUAGACAGUUUCAUGGUUUUGUCAGCAAGAACUUUCAGGAGCUUCCCGUUGUGAUAUUCAACUCGUUGAUGGUGAUGUACUCGAGGUGCGGCUCUGUGCACGAGUCCUUUGCGGUCUUUGUUUCGAUGCGAGAGAGAGAUGUUGUGACGUGGAACACAAUGAUCUCUGCGUUUGUCCAAAACGGCUUAGAUGAUGAAGGAUUGAUGUUGGUGUAUGAGAUGCAGAAGCAGGGGUUUAAGAUCGAUUACAUAACAGUGACUGCUUUGCUUUCGGCUGCGUCGAAUCUUAGAAACAAGGAGAUUGGGAAGCAGACUCAUGGUUUCCUUAUAAGGCAAGGGAUUCAGUUCGAGGGGAUGAACAGUUACCUUAUUGACAUGUAUGCUAAGUCAGGUCUAAUAAGGAUCUCAGAGAAGCUUUUCGAGAGAAGUGGCUAUGCUGAAAGAGAUCAAGCUACUUGGAACUCUAUGAUGUCCGGGUACACGCAGAACGGACACACAGAGGAAACGUUUGCUGUGUUCAGGAAGAUGUUAGAACAGAAUAUCAAACCCAAUGCCAUAACUGUGGCGUCGAUUCUCCCUGCGUGUAGCCAGAUAGGUAGUUUCGACUUAGGUAAACAGCUACAUGGUUUCUCUAUAAGGCAGUACUUGGAUCAGAACGUAUUUGUUGCUUCUGCGUUAGUUGAUAUGUACUCAAAGUCAGGAGCGAUACAGUACGCAGAAAACAUGUUUUACCAAACGAAAGAGAGAAACUCUGUGACGUACACCACGAUGAUAUUGGGGUAUGGUCAACACGGAAUGGGUGAGAGAGCUAUCUCGCUGUUUCGUUCAAUGGAAGAGUCUGGAGUCAAACCAGAUACUGUCACCUUUGUUGCAGUAUUAUCAGCUUGCAGCUAUUCCGGUUUAGUGGAUGAAGGUCUCAAAAUAUUCGAGGAAAUGAGUGAAGUUUAUAACAUCCAGCCUUCCAAUGAGCACUAUUGCUGCGUUACAGACAUGUUAGGGAGAGUAGGCCGCGUUGAUGAAGCCUACGAGUUUGUUAAAGGGCUUGAUGAAGAAGGAAACAUUGCUGAGCUAUGGGGUUCGGUUCUGGGAGCUUGUAGAGUACAUGGUGAGAUUGAGCUUGCUGAAACUGUUUCAGAGAAGUUAGCUAAAGUGGAUAAAGGGAAGAACUUUUCAGGAUAUCAGGUUUUGCUCUCGAAUGUGUAUGCUGAGGAACAGAAAUGGACGAGUGUUGAUAGGUUGAGGAGAGGAAUGAGAGAAAAGGGUUUAAGGAAAGAAGUUGGUCGUAGUGGGAUUGAAGUUGCAGGUAAUGUAAAUUGUUUUGUGUCUAGAGAUCAAGAGCAUCCUCAGAGUGAUGAGAUAUACGAUGUCAUUGAGGGUUUGGCUAAAGAUAUGAGAGGCGAUUCGCAUCUGACAACAUUCCCUAUGGUUACCCCAAGUUUGGAAUUAGAGGAGUGAUGUAGAAUGCUAGUAACUCUUUUAGCUCUCACAGAAUAAGGAGAGAAGAUGUGUUAAGAAGUGAGAUGAUUCAAGGUGGGUAAGCGCCCAAAACUCUCAUUUGUUGGUAACAUUGCAGCAAUUCUCUAUGGUCAUAAACACUCCUUGUUCAUCAUUGGAAGAGAAACAUUAUUCAGCCAGACAGGAGAUGGAGGUUCUAAGCCAUUGGAAGACGAUUUAAGUGAGAUUGUAGAACCGUUAUUUGCCUCGCUUUGUACACUUUGUUCUUUGUAUACAAGUACCACUGCAAGCUGAUCAUCUCUUGUAAUGAUGUAUAUAAAUAAAUAAAACAAAACCAUUGUAGUUUC
This is a messenger RNA of Brassica oleracea var. oleracea, 2878 nucleotides long. RefSeq names its product pentatricopeptide repeat-containing protein At3g22150, chloroplastic. The record is from RefSeq and is a predicted model, not a curated record. The transcript has a single exon. Gene Ontology annotation, molecular function: RNA binding; protein binding. Gene Ontology annotation, biological process: RNA modification. NCBI's taxonomy places the organism in Eukaryota, Viridiplantae, Streptophyta, Magnoliopsida, Brassicales, Brassicaceae. Bases 63 to 2531 code for a protein of 822 amino acids.